Chaetomium globosum CBS 148.51 is the source of this 585-nucleotide messenger RNA. RefSeq lists its product as uncharacterized. The record is from RefSeq and is a predicted model, not a curated record. The transcript has a single exon. NCBI's taxonomy places the organism in Eukaryota, Fungi, Ascomycota, Sordariomycetes, Sordariales, Chaetomiaceae. The coding region runs from base 1 to 585 and encodes 194 amino acids.
AUGACUCGCAUCCUCAUCAGCGCGCUGGUCGCGGCCGCCGCCGUGCAGCAAGCCGUCGGCGCCCCCAUCGCCCAGGGCGGCGGUGGCGAGGAGACCCCGACCGUCUCGGUCCCGACCCCGCCCCAGCCCACCGGCUCCGGGCUCCCCUUCCCCCCAUGGCCGUCGGGCUCCGCGCCCCCCUUCCCUCCCCGGCCCACCGGCUCCGGCCUGCCCUUCCCCCCCUGGCCGCCGUCGGGCACGGGCGGCCCGGCUCCCUGGCCUCCCCGGCCCACGGGCACCGGCGGUCCGCAGCUGCCCCCCUGGCCCAUCGGCGGGCCCUUCGAGAACCACAAGCGCUGGGGCGGCGAGGGCCGGCCCCACCCCACCGGCGGCGUUCACCCUCAUCCCCAUCCCCACCCGACCGGCCACCCGCUCCCGCCCAAGCCGACCGGCGAGCCCCCCAAGCCGACCGGUGAGCCGCCCAAGCCGACCGGUGAGCCGCCCAAGCCGACCGGCGAGCCACCCAAGCCGACGGGGGCGCCUGAGCCUCCCGCCGACGACGACGAGUCGCUCCUCAAGUACCUGGCCCGCCUUCUCCGCACCUAA